Hippopotamus amphibius kiboko is the source of this 252-nucleotide messenger RNA. RefSeq names its product DNA-directed RNA polymerases I, II, and III subunit RPABC4-like. Gene Ontology annotation, biological process: DNA-templated transcription. Gene Ontology annotation, molecular function: DNA-directed RNA polymerase activity; DNA binding; zinc ion binding. The record is from RefSeq and is a predicted model, not a curated record. The transcript has 2 exons. NCBI's taxonomy places the organism in Eukaryota, Metazoa, Chordata, Mammalia, Artiodactyla, Hippopotamidae. Gene Ontology annotation, cellular component: RNA polymerase III complex; RNA polymerase I complex; RNA polymerase II, core complex. The coding region runs from base 1 to 252 and encodes 83 amino acids.
AUGAGACCAAUCAAUUCUAACGUAGAUGCAGGAAAGUGCAGAGCGAGAAGUUUCUCUGUGCUACAUGGAGACUCAGUGGACACCCAAAAGGACAUUCAACCCGCAAAGCAGCAGCCAGUGAUAUAUAUCUGUAGAAAAUAUGUCACAGAAAAUAAAAUAAAAUCCAGGGGUCCAAUCAGAUGCAGAGAAUGUGGAUACAGAAUAAUGUACAAGAGAAGGACUAAAAGACUGGUGGGUUUUGAUGCUGGAUGA